CAGCGCCGCCGGCCGCCGCGAGCCGUCGUGGGGCGGGGGCCGAGGGCGCCGUGGCUCGAGGGACAUGGGCGGCGGGAGGAAACGGAGGAAGGAGGCGUGAGGGGCCGGCGCUGCCCGGGACGGGUCUGGGGCGCGGAUCUGCAGCUCGAGCCACCAUGUCGGACAAGAUGUCUAGCUUCCUCUACAUCGGCGACAUCGUAUCCCUCUACGCCGAAGGUUCAGUCAACGGCUUCAUCAGCACGCUGGGAUUAGUGGAUGAUAGAUGUGUGGUUCAGCCAGAGGCAGGGGACCUCGCUAACCCUCCCAAGAAGUUCAGAGACUGCCUUUUCAAGGUGUGUCCUAUGAACCGGUAUUCAGCACAAAAGCAGUACUGGAAAGCCAAACAGGCGAAGCAAGGAAACCACACAGAAGCAGCAUUACUUAAGAAACUACAACAUGCAGCAGAACUAGAGCAGAAGCAGAAUGAAAGUGAGAACAGAAAGUUGUUGGGUGAAAUCGUCAAAUACAGCAAUGUUAUACAGUUACUGCACAUAAAAAGCAACAAAUACCUCACGGUCAAUAAGAGAUUACCAGCUCUGUUGGAGAAGAAUGCUAUGCGGGUCUCACUGGAUACUGCAGGGAAUGAGGGGUCCUGGUUUUACAUCCAGCCAUUUUGGAAACUGAGGAGUGAAGGGGACAAUGUUGUUGUGGGGGAUAAAGUUGUACUGAUGCCAGUCAAUGCAGGACAGCCUCUGCAUGCCAGCAGUAUAGAGCUUUUGGAUAACCCAGGCUGCAAGGAGGUAAAUGCUGUAAAUUGCAAUACAAGCUGGAAAGUAACUUUGUUCAUGAAAUACAGUAGCUACCGAGAUGAUGUACUUAAAGGAGGAGAUGUUGUUAGACUGUUUCAUGCAGAGCAAGAGAAGUUUCUGACUUGUGAUGAAUAUGAGAAGAAUCAACAUAUAUUUCUUCGCACAACAUUGCGUCAGUCAGCCACUUCUGCAACAAGUUCCAAAGCACUGUGGGAAAUAGAGGUUGUACAUCAUGAUCCAUGCCGGGGAGGAGCAGGACAAUGGAAUAGCUUGUUCAGAUUUAAACAUCUAGCAACUGGGAACUACUUAGCUGCAGAGCUUAAUCCACAUUAUCCAGAGGGCAGUAAUGAAGGAAAGGUCCAGCAGAGAGAUGGAGACCUUCCUGCUUCAAAGAAGAAACGCCAAGCAGGGGAGAAGAUUAUGUAUACUUUGGUCUCUGUACCACAUGGAAAUGACAUUGCAUCUCUCUUUGAACUGGAUGCCACCACUCUUCAGAGAGCUGAUUGCCUGGUUCCAAGGAAUUCUUAUGUGAGACUGAGGCACUUAUGCACUAAUACCUGGGUGACCAGCACUAGCAUUCCUAUAGACACAGAUGAAGAGAGGCCUGUAAUGUUGAAGAUUGGGACGUGCCAAACAAAAGAAGACAAAGAAGCUUUUGCCAUUGUUUCAGUUCCUCUGUCUGAGGUUAGAGACUUGGAUUUUGCCAAUGAUGCCAACAAAGUGUUAGCAUCAACUGUUAAAAAGUUGGAGAAUGGAACAAUAACACAAAAUGAAAGGAGGUUUGUAACCAAGCUGCUGGAAGAUCUCAUUUUCUUUGUUGCUGAUAUACCUAAUAAUGGGCAGGAAGUUUUGGAUGUGAUUGUCACCAAGCCAAACCGAGAAAGGCAGAAGUUAAUGAGGGAACAAAAUAUCUUAGCCCAGAUAUUUGGGAUUCUCAAAGCUCCUUUUAAGGACAAAGGAGGAGAAGAAUCAAUGCUGAGACUUGAAGAUCUUGGUGAUCAGAGAUAUGCUCCAUACAAAUACGUGUUAAGGCUAUGUUACAGGGUACUCAGACAUUCCCAGCAGGACUAUAGAAAAAAUCAGGAAUAUAUUGCUAAGAAUUUCUGUGUCAUGCAGUCCCAGAUUGGCUAUGAUAUUCUGGCAGAAGACACCAUCACAGCUUUGUUACACAACAACAGAAAGCUACUAGAGAAACACAUCACCGCAAAGGAAAUAGAGACAUUUGUUAGUUUACUCAGGAGGAAUCGAGAGCCAAGGUUCUUGGAUUAUCUAUCAGACCUAUGUGUUUCUAACACCACCGCAAUACCAGUAACUCAGGAGCUUAUCUGCAAGUUUAUGCUGAGUCCAGGAAAUGCUGACAUUCUCAUUCAAACCAAGCUGGUUUCAACGCAGAUAGACAAUCCCUUGGAAUGUUCAGUCAUCCCAGAUGAUAUUGAUGAGGAAGAAGUUUGGUUGUAUUGGAUUGACAGCAACAAAGAACCUCAUGGCAAAGCUAUCAGACAUCUGGCUCAGGAGGCUAAGGAAGGCACAAAAGCUGAUUUGGAAGUUCUUACUUAUUACAGGUACCAGUUAAAUCUAUUUGCAAGAAUGUGCCUUGACCGCCAAUACCUAGCCAUAAACCAGAUUUCUACUCAGUUGUCAGUAGAUUUGAUUCUGCGAUGCGUGUCUGAUGAAAGCCUUCCAUAUGACCUACGGGCUUCUUUUUGCCGUCUUAUGCUACACAUGCAUGUAGACAGAGAUCCACAGGAAACUGUAGUUCCUGUCAAAUAUGCCAGAUUAUGGACAGAAAUUCCUACCAAGAUCACGAUCCAUGAGUAUGAUUCUUUCACAGAUUCCUCAAGAAAUGAAAUGAAAAGGAAAUUUGCUCUGACUAUGGAAUUUGUAGAAGAGUACUUGAAAGAAGUUGUAAAUCAGCCAUUUCCUUUUGGGGACAAAGAGAAAAACAAACUUACAUUUGAGGUGGUACAUCUGGCUCGAAACCUCAUAUAUUUUGGCUUUUAUAGUUUCAGUGAGCUACUCAGACUUACUAGGACCCUACUAGCUAUUCUAGAUAUUGUUCAGGUUCCUAUGUCAUCAUACUUCGAAAGACUAAGCAAAUUUCAGGACGGAGGUGAGCAAAGAGGAAACAACGUUAUGAGGACUAUCCAUGGUGUGGGAGAGAUGAUGACACAAAUGGUGCUGAGCAGAGGAUCUAUCUUUCCUAUCAGCACUCCUGAUGUACCACCAAGCAUCCACCCAAGCAAGCAAGCUAGUACUAUGGAAAGUGAAGAUGUGAUUGUGAUGGACACCAAAUUAAAAAUCAUUGAGAUUCUGCAGUUUAUCCUUAGUGUUAGACUGGACUAUAGAAUAUCCUACAUGCUGUCUAUCUACAAGAGAGAGUUUGGAGAAAAUGGUGAAAAUGUUGAUAGCGCCUCAGUCUCUCCCCCAGACUCACCAGGGAUCGUCUCAGCGAUUGUUCCUGACAUAGAUGAAAUUGCAGCUCAGGCUGAAACCAUGUUUGCUGGCAGAAAAGAAAAAAAUCCUGUAGAGCUGGAUGAUGAGGGCAGCAGAACUUUUUUACGGGUUCUCAUUCACCUUAUUAUGCACGACUAUCCUCCUUUGCUAUCGGGGGCUCUUCACCUGCUAUUUAAACACUUCAGUCAAAGAGCAGAAGUUCUGCAAGCAUUUAAACAGGUCCAGUUGCUGGUGUCUAAUCAGGAUGUGGAUAACUACAAGCAAAUCAAAGCUGAUCUUGAUCAAUUGCGAUUAACUGUAGAAAAAUCUGAAUUAUGGGUUGAAAAAAGCAGCAGCUAUGAGAGUGGAGAACUGGGCGAGGGUCAGGCAAAAGGUGGUGAAGAGCCAGUAGAGGAACCAAAUAUUUUAAGCCCAGUACAGGAUGGAACCAAAAAACCACAGAUUGACAGCAAUAAGAGUAAUAAUUACAACAUUGUUAAGGAGAUUUUGAUUCGACUCAGCAAACUUUGUGUCCAGAAUAAAAAAUGUCGAAUUCAGCAGCAACGGUUGUUGAAAAAUAUGGGAGCCCACUCAGUCGUACUGGACCUUCUCCAGAUACCCUAUGAACAGACUGAUGAGAAGAUGAACGAAAUUAUGAACCUAGCUCACAUUUUUCUCCAGAAUUUCUGUCGAGGAAAUCCUCAGAAUCAAGUUCUCCUCCACAAAAACCUCAAUUUGUUCCUAACACCUGGACUUCUUGAAGCUGAAACCAUGCGGCAUAUCUUCAUGAACAAUUACCAUCUGUGCAAUGAAAUUAGCGAGAGAGUAGUGCAACACUUUGUACACUGUAUAGAGACACAUGGGCGUCAUGUGGAAUACCUGCGUUUUCUUCAGACAAUUGUAAAAGCAGAUGGCAAAUAUGUGAAAAAAUGCCAGGAUAUGGUAAUGACAGAGCUGAUAAAUGGAGGUGAAGAUGUGUUGAUAUUUUACAAUGAUAGAGCAUCAUUUCCAGUUCUCCUUCAAAUGAUGUGCUCAGAGCGAGACCGAGCAGAUGAGAGUGGACCUUUGGCUUACCACAUCACACUGGUGGAGUUGCUAGCAGCAUGUACAGAAGGGAAGAAUGUAUAUACAGAGAUCAAGUGUAAUUCACUCUUGCCACUGGAUGAUAUAGUGAGAGUGGUGACCCACGAUGACUGCAUACCAGAGGUGAAAAUUGCAUACGUGAACUUUGUUAAUCACUGUUACGUGGACACUGAGGUGGAAAUGAAGGAAAUUUAUGCCAGUAACCACAUUUGGAAAUUAUUUGAGAACUUUCUUGUUGAUAUGGCAAGGGUUUGUAAUACAACUACAGAUCGGAAACAUGCAGACACAUUUCUGGAGAAGUAUGUCACUGAGCCAGUAAUGAACAUUGUGAGCGGCUUCUUCAAUUCUCCGUUUUCAGAUAACAGCACCAGCCUUCAGACACAUCAGCCAGUUUUUAUUCAACUGCUGCAGUCUGCCUUCAGAAUUUACAACUGUACUUGGCCAAACCCAGCACAGAAAGCCUCUGUGGAGUCAUGUAUCAAAACUUUGGCUGAAGUGGCAAAGAACCGAGGCAUUGCAAUUCCAGUGGAUUUGGACAGCCAAGUAAAUACCCUGUUCAUGAAGAGUCACUCUAAUAUGGUCCAGAGAGCAGCCAUGGGAUGGCGAAUGUCUGCCCGCAGCGGACCUCGUUUCAAAGAAGCUCUUGGAGGACCUUCCUGGGAUUACAGGAAUAUCAUUGAAAAACUGCAGGAUGUAGUGUCUGCCUUGGAGCAGCAGUUCACUCCCAUGAUGCAGGCUGAAUUCUCAGUGCUCGUUGAUGUACUGCACAGCCCAGAGCUUCUCUUUCCUGAGGGGAGUGAUGCUAGGAUAAGGUGUGGUGCAUUUAUGUCGAAGUUGAUUAAUCACACAAAGAAGCUAAUGGAGAAAGAAGAAAAGCUCUGCAUUAAAAUUCUUCAGACACUGCGAGAAAUGCUCGACAAGAAAACUAAUUUUGUGGAAGAGGGCAACACUUUAAGGAAAAUCCUUCUAAAUCGCUACUUUAAAGGAGACUAUGGAAGUGGCAUGAAUGGGCCUCUGUCCGGCAGCUACAGCAAAACUGCACAAGUGGGAGGUGGAUUUUCAGGGCAAGAUUCAGAUAAGUCUGGGGUAUCGAUGUUUGAUAUUCAGUGCCUUCUGGACAAAGAGGGUGCAUCAGAACUGGUUAUAGAUGUUAUAGUAAAUACCAAAAGUAACAGAAUUUUCUCAGAAGGCAUUUUGCUUGGCAUUGCAUUGCUUGAAGGUGGAAAUACACAAACACAGUACUCCUCUUAUCAGCAAUUGAAGGAGCAAAAAAAGUCAGAAAAAUUCUUUAAAGUUCUAUAUGACCACAUGAAAGUUGCUCAGCAGGAAAUACGAUCAACAGUGACAGUCAACACUAUUGAUUUGGGAAGCAAGAAAAAGGAUGAUGAUAAUGACCCAACCAUAUCUGUUCCAAAAAAGAGAGUAAGGGAUAUGACACUGCAUCUCAAAGAAGGUAUGAAGGGCCAGUUAACAGAAGCAUCCUGUGCAACAUCCAAAGCUUACUCUGUGUAUAGGAGAGAAAUGGACCCAGAGGUUGAUCUUAUGGGUGCAGGAACAGAUCCUGUAAAUGUAGAAGAAAAGUCUGCUGAUGAAGCGAUGAUGAGUCCUGCUAUUGCUAUCAUGCAGCCAAUACUGAGAUUUCUUCAGUUGUUAUGUGAGAACCACAACCGAGAGCUCCAGAACUUUUUGAGACAUCAGAACAAUAAAACAAAUUACAACCUUGUUUGUGAGACCCUCCAGUUCUUAGAUUGUAUUUGUGGAAGUACAACAGGUGGACUAGGCCUCCUGGGGCUAUAUAUCAAUGAGAGGAAUGUUGCGCUUGUGAACCAAACUCUUGAGAGUUUGACUGAAUAUUGCCAAGGUCCAUGCCAUGAAAAUCAGACAUGCAUUGCCACCCAUGAAUCUAAUGGAAUUGACAUUAUAAUUGCACUGAUUCUGAAUGACAUAAACCCCCUUGGCAAAUACUGUAUGGACCUAGUGCUUCAGCUGAAGGACAAUGCCUCCAAGCUUUUGCUGGCUAUUAUGGAAAGCAGGCAUGACAGUGAGAAUGCUGAAAGAAUCCUUUUCAACAUGAGACCAAGGGAACUGGUGGAUGUAAUGAAGAAUGCUUACAAUCAAGGUCUAGAGUGUGACCAUCAGGAGGAGAAUGGUGAUGACAGUAUUUCCCCAAAAGAUGUUGGUCAUAAUAUCUAUAUAUUGGCACAUCAGUUGGCUCGACACAAUAAAACAUUACAGCAGAUGCUGAAGCCAGGGUCUGAUCCAGAUGAAGGGGAUGAAGCCUUGAAGUACUAUGCCAAUCACACAGCACAGAUUGAGAUUGUUCGUCAUGAUAGGACUAUGGAACAAAUAGUUUUUCCUGUCCCAAAUAUCUGUGAAUUCCUCACUCGAGAAUCUAAAAGUCGUGUAUUCAAUACAACAGAGAGAGAUGAACAAGGGAGCAAAGUGAAUGACUUCUUUCAGCAGACAGAGGAUCUGUACAAUGAAAUGAAAUGGCAGAAAAAAAUUAGAAAUAAUCCAGCCCUGUUCUGGUUCUCUAGACAUAUCUCUCUCUGGGGGAGCAUUUCCUUCAACCUGGCUGUGUUCAUCAACUUAGCAGUUGCUCUCUUCUACCCCUUUGGAGAUGAUGGAGAUGAAGGUACACUUUCUCCAUUGUUUUCAGUCCUCCUCUGGAUAGCAGUGGCAGUCUGUACAGCAGUGCUGUUUUUCUUCUCCAAGCCUGUUGGUAUUCGACCAUUUCUAGUAUCUGUAAUUCUCAGGUCUAUAUACACAAUAGGGCUUGGGCCAACAUUGAUACUUCUUGGUGCUGCUAAUCUUUGUAACAAAAUAGUAUUUUUGGUGAGUUUUGUUGGAAACCGUGGAACAUUCACACGUGGCUACAGAGCAGUUAUUAUGGACAUGGCCUUCCUCUAUCAUGUAGCCUAUGUCUUGGUUUGCAUGCUGGGUCUGUGCGUGCAUGAAUUCUUCUACAGUUUCUUGCUGUUCGAUUUGGUGUACAGAGAGGAGACUUUGCUAAAUGUUAUAAAAAGUGUUACACGAAAUGGUCGCUCCAUUAUCCUCACUGCAGUGCUAGCUCUUAUCCUAGUCUACCUCUUCUCAAUCAUUGGUUUCCUGUUCUUAAAGGAUGACUUCACCAUGGAGGUAGACAGACUGAAAAACAGAACUCCUGCUGCAGGCCCAGGAGAAGUUCCUACCACAACCCUAACAUCAAUGCUGAAAACAUGUACAAAAGAGAACUGUUCUACUUCAAUACCAAUUACUAAUCCGGGUGAAGAAGAGGAAGAAGAUGGAAUCGAGAGGACCUGUGACACUCUGCUCAUGUGCAUUGUUACUGUGUUAAACCAAGGGCUGAGAAAUGGUGGUGGCGUGGGGGAUGUACUGAGAAAGCCUUCCAAAAAUGAACCCUUGUUUGCCGCACGAGUUGUCUAUGAUCUCCUAUUUUAUUUCAUUGUCAUCAUUAUUGUUCUGAACCUUAUCUUUGGAGUCAUCAUUGACACAUUUGCUGAUCUCAGGAGUGAAAAACAGAAAAAAGAGGAAAUACUUAAGACAACCUGUUUUACCUGCGGCCUUGAGAGAGACAAGUUUGAUAACAAGACAGUCUCAUUUGAAGAGCACAUAAAGUCAGAGCACAAUAUGUGGCAUUAUUUGUAUUUUAUAGUCCUUGUCAAAGUUAAGGACCCAACCGAAUACACUGGUCCUGAAAGCUACGUGGCUCAGAUGAUUGCUGAGAAGAAUUUGGACUGGUUCCCUCGGAUGAGAGCCAUGUCCCUCGUUAGCAACGAGGGUGACAAUGAGCAAAAUGAAAUUAGAAACCUGCAAGAAAAGUUGGAGUCCACCAUGAGUCUUGUGAAACAGUUGUCUGGCCAGCUGGCUGAGCUCAAGGAACAGAUGACAGAACAAAGGAAAAAUAAGCAGAGGCUGGGCUUUCUUGGAUCAAACACACCCCAUGUGAAUCAUCACAUGCCACCACACUGAUACCAUGGGGAGAAACUGUGACUAGCCUUUCAUCAGUAUUCUUGCUUUAUUACAGAAUAAAAAGAUGAGAUUGAGAGGAGUGAACAGUGCCUAUUGUUACAAAGUUAAAAACAACUGAGUGCCAAGAUGCUAAGUGGUUUAGCUCUGGGAACAAUUUGUAACUGUUUUUCAUGGUUGAAAGGGACCAGAACCUAGAAUUCAAGAGAUACAAGAGAGUUUGUCUGUAUUCAUUCUUCAGGCCCAACUCUGCACUCUUUGCAAUUCAAUUGGCUCGAAUGGUGACUGUAUACAAUGCAAGUCAGGGCAGUAUUUUGGUUGUGUUCUUAGAACUGUUUUAAGAUUUCUGCUCAAAGUAAUGGAAUAAUGAGGGAAGGAGGAAAUAGCUUAUUAGCACACAUGCGACAGUCUUCUUCAGAAUCAAUAGAAGUUAUUUCUUGUCUUACUUGCCAAACAGCAACAUUAGUUAUAUUUGAUGGGCAUUUACUAUUUUUAAAUUACCAUAAAUAUGUCCAUGGGAAAAGUAAUAACAUUGCAGCAAGUUAACUUCUAUUAGAGUGGGGGGGGGAAACCCUGAAAAGACUUAAAAAAAAAAAAAAAAAAAAAAAGAAUUUGCAAAGAGAAACAUUAAUGCUUUUGAAUUUUAGCUGUCACCAUGCAAUUUCUUAUUUAUAACAUGGAGUACAAUGGAUCCACAGCUGCAGGAACUUUAUGCACAGAACAUUGGCAACAUAACUGGAAAUGAUUUAUUUCUCCUGGAUUCAGAUGUUCUCUAUUAAUAUGGCUGCAAGUGGAGAAUUCACAUACUCCAGUGUUUAAUAAUGUUUUAAAUUCAAGCUCCAAAGAAGGAUUUAGAAAAAUGUAUACAUGUUAAAAGGUGUAUUGGAGAUUUUCUUUUCUGGAAAAUCUUAGACAGGAUUGGCUAGGGGGAAUUGUCAUUGGUAUUAUUACCUUCUGUAAGCAGCCAGUAGGUAGUAUUUGACUUAAGUAAAUCAGCACCACAUCUCACUAUCUCCACUCAGUCCUACUUUCAAUAGGAAUUUUUCCUGAGGUAAGAAUUAAGAGCUCACGUAUGCAUGUUACGGCCAUUGACCUUGGUGGGAAACAGGAUCUGGCCCUUAGUUAAAGACAUCUGGGGCAUCUGACUCAUAAAUGUGCAUUUGUCAACUAUAUUGUUGCAAUGAUUUUUAAGAGAAAAGUUACAAAGUUUGUUAAAAGCCAAAAAAUGUUUAGGGGAAAGGUUUACAAGGCACAAACAAGUUAAAUCCCUGACUCCUAUGGAUUUUCAUUAGGAGUUGGCUACCUAACUGCUUUCUCCUUUAGUUUUUAAGAAGAACCUCUUGGGUUUGGGUAUUAGUCAAGGAUUUGAAGAAAUAUUUUUGAGAUUUUUUUUUCACCACAGAAAUUUUUGGUGAAAACAAAAAAUGAUAGUGUUGGAGUGAUGUUGUAGCCAUGGUGGUACAGGAAAUGUGAAAGGCAAAAAUGUUGUUUUUAAUUGAAAUAUUUUGUCAAAAGAUGAUUUUUUGUUACUGAGCACAGCUGAACACAAACAUUCUCAAUUCUGGAAUAACACAAACAAAAUGUCAGCUUCUUUUCACCUGAAAAUUCCUAUUUUGACUUGAUUUGUCACAGGUUUCAUUUUCAUGAAGAUCUUUUUGACUAACUCCAAUGGUUAUGACAUUUGCUUCACAAUAAAUUGGCAAUAUUAUUUUUCUAUUAUAAAAUACUGAUCAGGAAACAGCUAGCAGAUCUGAGACAAAGGGAAGGGACAUUUUUUUUUUCUGAAUGAAAACCAGAUCUCUUUAUAGCUAUCCUUGGAACCCAUAUCUUAUACAUAGCAUAAUGAGGUUGGUGGAAGAAAGGGAGAUUUGAGGGCUGAUUCUGCUUUCAUUAGGUUUAUCCUCGGCUUUAAUAGAUGGGGCACUUCAAGAUAUUCAGUCUGGGUUGGAGCCAGAGCCUUGUGUAUGUUAGAAAGGAAAGCUUGAUAUCUGGUGUGUGUUUACUUUGACAGGCUGUCAAUCCUUAUAUGGCUUUGAUCCUGAGAGUUGCCAAACAUAGAGGAUCACAUUGCGCCUUUUCCCCUUUACAAAAUGUCAUCCCAAUUCAGGCCCAGCCUACAUACUCCCCUUUCACAUGCACCAUGUGGGAGAGAAAGUGUUGCUUAAAAGGGAUGGCACUAGGGCAACAGAAGACAAUGGUGAUGGCCUAAACAGUUUGCUGCAUCCCUUCCUCCACCAGUUCACAACCAUUGCAUAGCCAGAGUUCUAGUUGGUUCACAGGGAGGGAAAAAUCCAUGUGAGCCAGAUUGAGGUCAAGUUGAGUUAAAAUCUAUCUACAGAGUAUGCUCUCAUUUACAGCUGAAAUUAAGUGUUUGGCAUUAGGUUCCUUUCCACCUGCUACAGACUCUUGUAGAAGAAAUAGGGUGCAAGGGCAGUAUAGGUCUUGAGGUGCAGUGUUCCCAGGCAAGAGAAAGGCCUCAAGCAAAGCAUGGCAGUGAAUUAUCUGGGAUCUAGAGAGUUGGAGUCCUCCUUGAAUCUUUAGACUCUAUAGAGGUGUGAGGCUGCACAUUCUUAUCUGUCCUGAAUAGCACCUUGAAGGGAGACUUCAAUAGAAUCUUGAUGAGCCUCUUGGAAUUUUGGGAGUCCAGAGUUUCAGAAUUCUAGGACAUAUGAAUAGGUUCCUAUCCUUGCACAAGCAGUGUGUCAGAGGCCUUGCUGAGACUGGAGUUUUAGCCUCCAAAGAAGCUAUACUGUUGCUAAGACCUGCUAGAGUUGCAGUCCACCAGUGUCACCCAUGGCUUGUUUGAAAGUAGUAUAUAACUUGUUUGACUGGGAUGUCAUGCCUGUGAUUUGGAUUCACUCUAGGUUUUUGGAUCACUAUAUCAGUGACCAAAGUUCUGGUGCAGGCAAGGCCAGAUUUACUCAUUCGCUCUGGUGUGAAAUCUGUGCAGUUGUACAUGGCUGUCAAAAUUGGUACAAGUAACUAUUGCCUCAGGCCUUAUAGCUCUUAUUAAUUUACUUUAUACAGUUCAUCAAAUCUAAUGUUGAAUAAUAAUGAUUCCCUUUACUCACACUCACAUUACUAUUGGUUGUAUAUAGCAAUUGUUGCAACUAAAAUAUGUUAAUGAUUGUAAUUUGUGGAGGGAGGAAGCAUUGGAUAAUACUGGAAGUAGCUGGCACUUUUGUUGUUUACAGUUAGAAAACCAACUGAACUACUGCACAUAAAGGGAGGUUCCUGCUGUAUGAGCUGGAAAACUUGAGAAUAGCCUUAUUUGUGCUGUUGAUUUGUGCUCUAAAUUCCUGAUUGCAGUUCCAAGCUGUAGCCACUCUUUCUGUCCUCGGACUGCUUGUAACAUUCCCCUUCAACUCAAGAACCCAGCUAUUACAGCAGUGCUGUUUAGAAUAAAUCUAAGGCUUCAACAACAAGAUGCAAUAGAUGCCAAUUAAUGUUUGUCAUGGUGCCUUUCUGAUAUUUAUAACUUCAGAGACAGACCUCCUGAAUCAAUAACAGUGGAAAAUGCAACUCCCACAGAUUGUAAAUAGUUUUCACUUCUGGCUUUUGGCACGUUAGCUGAUUUUUGCCAGAAAUUAAGGUCCAGUUCUGCAGCCCUUACUCAUGUGAGCAAUCUUUACUCACAUAGCUAUUACCAUUACCUUCACCACAGGACGUUUUACAUGAGCAACAGUUGCAGGACUAGGUUCCAAGCAUUUAAAUGUUCUAAAAAAAAAUUCCCAUCAGUGAAUUUAUGGAAAGUAACAAGGGAGAAAUCACUGUGUUAUAUACAUAUUUGUAUGUAUAUCUUUGUUUAAUGCAGCUAAGAUAUCCUAGCCCUAUGCAAGUAUCAUCAGUAACACUUGUGUAUUUAUAUGAAAUGAUUGAAAAGAAUAUAAACACCUAAGAGCCUUUAAUGCCUUAGAGGGAUUAUAACUAUAAACUACUUUGCAGUUAAAAUCUAUGAAAGCAAAUAUGUCCAUUGCUGCUGAAUGUAACUUUUAAUUAAAAAUGCCAUUUUAUA
Alligator mississippiensis (American alligator) is the source of this 12288-nucleotide messenger RNA. RefSeq names its product inositol 1,4,5-trisphosphate receptor type 2 (gene ITPR2). Gene Ontology annotation, cellular component: membrane; endoplasmic reticulum. The record is from RefSeq and is a predicted model, not a curated record. Gene Ontology annotation, molecular function: inositol 1,4,5 trisphosphate binding; inositol 1,4,5-trisphosphate-gated calcium channel activity. Gene Ontology annotation, biological process: calcium ion transmembrane transport. The coding region runs from base 156 to 8276 and encodes 2706 amino acids. NCBI's taxonomy places the organism in Eukaryota, Metazoa, Chordata, Crocodylia, Alligatoridae. The transcript has 57 exons.